AUGUCACAUAGUUCCGUUCGCGAAGCCUCACAUGCUGGAAGUUGGUACGAAGCUGAUGGCAGACAUCUCGAUCAACAACUAUCAACAUGGCUGGCUGAAGCAGCAAAUAGUUCCAAUACGAAAUUAAAAGCGCGAGCAAUCAUUGCUCCUCAUGCUGGCUAUACUUAUAGUGGACCAACAGCUGCAUUUGCAUAUAAAAACAUCGAUCCAACUGAUGUCGAUCGCGUGUUUCUCCUUGGUCCAUCACAUCAUUACAGUUUAGAUCAUUGUGCGUUGAGCAAUCACGCACAAUAUGAAACGCCAUUGUACAAUAUUCAAAUCGAUACGAAAAUAACCAAUGAUUUGCAUAGAGCAGGUCUUUUCUCAGUUAUGAAUCAACAACAAGAUUCCGAUGAACAUUCGCUAGAAAUGCAUUUACCAUAUAUUGCUAAAGUGUUCGAAAAAAAACGCAAGGAUUUUCAAUUAAUUCCCAUUCUUGUUGGUUCUCUCGAUUCGUCGAAACUGGAAAAGUAUGGACAACUGUUAGCACCAUACCUCUGUGAUCCGAAAAAUCUAUUCGUUAUCUCAUCUGACUUUUGCCAUUGGGGUCGGCGAUUUUCCUAUCAACCUCAUAAUCCUGCAGACGGUGAAAUCUGGCAGCACAUCGAAAAAUUAGAUCAUCAAGGUAUGGAACUAAUUGAAAAGAUGAACUUGGCAGAUUUCCAUAAAUAUCUUCGGGCUACUGACAAUACGAUUUGUGGUCGUUAUCCAAUUAGUCUUUUACUUGCGACAAUGGAGCAAGCGAAAAGGGUCGUUUCCGCCAAUCAAGUACCGAAAUUUCACAUGCAAUUCGUCAAAUAUGCUCAAUCGAGUCGGGUGAAAAAGUCGAACGAUUCAAGUGUUAGUUAUGCAUCUGCUGUUUUAACUGUUGCCAGUUAG
Molecule: messenger RNA, 918 nt
Organism: Adineta ricciae
Lineage: Eukaryota; Metazoa; Rotifera; Eurotatoria; Adinetida; Adinetidae
Source: the annotation of a GenBank genome assembly